AUGGCGUCUUACAAGAUGGUAGCCGAUUUGCACUCAAUAGUCACAAACACGACGUUGGUUGUGAAGGUCUUAAAAAAUUGGGUUGAUGCUGGUCCCAGAGGUGUUGAGGGUUUUGAUGCAAUGGUUGUCGACGAAGCAGGUACAAGGAUCCAGGCCUCCGUAACAAGCACUGGAUACGUUGGCAUGUUUGAUGACCAACUCGAUGAAGGAUUAUGGUACAGCCUAUCCAAGUUUUCCGUCGUCAAUUCUCCUCUUCGAAACUGA
Molecule: messenger RNA, 264 nt
Organism: Microthlaspi erraticum
Lineage: Eukaryota; Viridiplantae; Streptophyta; Magnoliopsida; Brassicales; Brassicaceae
Source: the annotation of a GenBank genome assembly